Messenger RNA from Micropterus salmoides (largemouth bass), 3303 nucleotides. RefSeq names its product flap endonuclease GEN homolog 1 (gene gen1). Gene Ontology annotation, molecular function: 5'-flap endonuclease activity; four-way junction DNA binding. The record is from RefSeq and is a predicted model, not a curated record. Lineage: Eukaryota; Metazoa; Chordata; Actinopteri; Centrarchiformes; Centrarchidae.
UUUCUUUCCACCUAUCUUUUAACAAUCAUGAUGAUUGAAAGUGUAAGUGCGAUGUGUACUAUAUAAAAGGCCAGUGAUGACUUAAAUUCAAUUUUAACGUCGAAUUCACUUUUAUUUCAACGUCGUGACAAUUAUUACAGCGACAAGGCAGCGUAGUACAGAGCUCUUCAACGAAUUGGAAUGUGGCCCAAAGGCGCCACUGUUUGAAAAGUCCGAGUCGUUGUCCUGAGUUGUUGUUAGUACGUAGCAUUAACUUUUUCUACAUAUCCCCCUGUGUAAAAUCACUUCAAACCCAUUGUGUUCAGUUAUGGGUGUUCACGAUUUGUGGUCUAUAGUCGAGCCGGUUCGUGAGUCGGUUUCGCUCUACAGUUUGAGCGGAAAGACGCUGGCAGUUGACCUGAGUUUAUGUUGCGAGGCCCAGCAUGUCCAAGCAAUGAUGGGGAGAGUUACCAAACCCCACCUCAGGAAUUUAUUUUUUAGGGUAUCAUCCCUCACGCUUAUGGGGGUGAAGCUCGUCUUUGUAAUGGAAGGAGAAGCGCCGAAACUUAAAGCGGAAACCAUGACCAAGAGGACAGAAAAAAGAUAUGGAGGAUUCAAAAAGUCUUCUGCCUCUAAGUCUUCAACAAACACCAGCAGAGGGCGCUUUAAUGCUGUACUAAGAGAGUGUGCAGAAAUGUUGGACUAUCUGGGUGUGCCGUGGGUGACCGCUGCUGGGGAGGCUGAGGCCAUGUGUGCCUACCUGGACUCAGAGGGCCUGGUGGACGGCUGCAUCACUAAUGAUGGAGACGCAUUCUUGUAUGGAGCCCGGACUGUCUACAGGAACUUUAAUAUGAACAGUAAAGACCCUCAGGUGGACUGUUACAGGACCUCCAGCGUACAAACGGAGUUGCACCUCUCCAGAGAGAAUCUUGUCGGUCUGGCCCUCCUCCUGGGCUGUGAUUAUAUUCCUAAAGGCAUACCAGGUGUUGGAAAAGAGCAGGCUCUGAGGCUUAUCCAGAUGCUGAAAGGACAAACCCUUCUGGAGAGGUUCAACCAAUGGAGGGAGGAGAAUGCAGGUGUGUCAGAGGGAGUUGUGAAGAAGGUUGCUCACUGCCAUGUGUGUCGACAUCCUGGCUCAGCGAAAGGACAUGAACGUGGCGGCUGUGUGCUUUGUGACAGUAAACGUUUCUGUCAACCUCAGGACUUUGACUACCAGUGUCCCUGUGACUGGCACCGCCAUGAACAGACCCGCCAGGCCGUGUCUUUUGAGGCAAACAUCAGGAAGAAAACACUGGCAAGUCAACAGUUCCCCUUUACCGAGAUCAUUCGUGAGUUCCUUAUCUCCAAGGAUAAGUCUGUGUCACAUUUCAAGAGGAGACAGCCAAACAUGCUGUUGAUGCAGAAAUUUGCCUAUGACAAGAUGGAGUGGCCAAAGCACUACACCAGUGAAAAGGUUUUAGUCUUGAUGACCUACACAGAGUUGAUGAACAGAAAGUAUGGAAGAGAAAUGUCUUCCCAAAUCAGGCCCCUCAGAAUAUUGAAGCCGAGGGUGAGGAAUGCCGUCGCUUGCUUCGAAAUCAUCUGGAGCACACCAGAACAUUAUGUGUUUCCUGAGGAUUGGCCUGCAGAGGAUCAACAUGAGGUGAGGACGGUGGAGGAAGAGUCUCUUUUCCGUGUGGCGUACCCAGAGGUGGUGGAGAGCUACCUGAGAGACAAAGCCCUGGCCGAAGAGAACAAGAAGAAAAGGCCAAAGAGUAAAAAGGAGAAGCCAUCUGAUGUCUCUGAUGGUAUUUCGGACCUCUUGGCUCAGAUGAGCCUUCACAGUUCCACUAACACUGAACCACAAACGGUGCUUCCUACCAUUUUAAACACAGAGGAAGCAGAAGUAGUGGUUUUGGACACUCCAGUGAACCAUAAAAAGCAGUGGAAGUCAAAAGAAGGCCACAGCAGUCUGGGUGAUUGCCCCAAAACUCCUCUGUCUCAUGCAGAAUCGGAGGCUGUAGCUUCGCCUUCUGUCUCCACUGUUAUCGACACUCUACACCUGAGCGAUAUUGACUGGGACACUUUGUCCUUCACGUCCUCUCCAACUCCACCAUCAGCCGCUAACCACACUGCUGAGCCCAAGCUAACCAAAACCACAGAUGAUGAGGUCAAGGAAACAAAUGCCUCAAGUGACGUCAAACCAGCAGACUCCAGAUCUGCUCUAGAGUUGUGCUACACAGAUUGUCCUCUAAGGGACAGGGUGCUCAUGAGGAACACAGCUAAAGCUAUAGACCAGACAGAGAUACACAAUGAUGUGGUCUCAAAACAACUAAACUAUGGGUUGGCCUCUCUCAAACACAUUUCUUCUCGUAACUCACAACCAAAUGGACAGAUCAUCACUAAAGGUAGGGAUGACAAUAAAUUGUCAAGGCAGGAAUCUGCUGUUAACAAAAAGGAACCGCUCACUGACAAAAGGCAGUGUGCAACAAAUAAGGCAGUACAAGGUCGAAGUAAGACAAAGGACAAAUGUAAUGGCUCCCAAAAGCCUCCGCAGAAAUAUAAAUUUGUCAAAGUUGUUUCAUCAUCGGCAGUCCCGCCACAGAGGUGCCACUCUGACCCAGGUCAAAGUGACAAGGACCUGAACCUGCAGCAGUCCACCAAGAAGAGUGUCUGUAUGAGCAUGUGUUUGUCCAGCGAGGGAAGCGAUGCAGAGAACCAGCAGUUUGGACCUCAAAGAAAAGCCAAGGUCAAGCCCAUAAACAGGAGCAAGGGCAACAUCCUUUCAGACUUCCCCCUGAAACCUGUUUCUGGACCUAAAACAACCAAACCAACAGCGAAAACCCAUCAACUGAUACCCAUAUCAACUAAAAGCACAUACAAGGAUGUCUCACCAACUAAUGCGGAUGCUGAUGUGUCCCUUCAGACUCCAACAUCACCUGUCGAUGACUCUGUGAUUUGUAGUGAGAGUCCGCUGCCACUGGCAGAGAGACUGAGACUGAAAUUCCUGAAGUGAGCAGCAUGAUUACAGGAUGAUGGACAAGAAUGUAAAAGCUAUUGUAUGUUGAAUGUGAAAGUUUACUCUUAACCUUGGAAAACUUUCACAAGAAAAAAUCUUAAGUCAAGGUCUACUUACUAGAUUUUCAGUACAUCUGCAGCAAUUGGUCGAUUAGUGAGCUGACAGAAAAUUAAUCAGGAACUGUUUUGAUAAUCUAAUAAUUGUUUAUGUAAUUUUUAAGCAAAUAAGUCAAACUUCAGAUGGUUCCAGCCCUUCAAACAUGCUUUUCCUUGUCUGACCAUUAUAAUAAGUGUAAUAUCACUGGGUUUGAGACUGUUAAUCAGAGA